Cladocopium goreaui is the source of this 897-nucleotide messenger RNA. The record is from the annotation of a GenBank genome assembly. NCBI's taxonomy places the organism in Eukaryota, Dinophyceae, Suessiales, Symbiodiniaceae.
AUGUGCCAUGAGGACAAAACCUUUGAUCCAAACGACAGAGAAACAACCCGUGAUUCUGCAGUACCAAGGCCAUCCCAAUCUGAAGCCUUGGACACUCCUGAGAUUCCUUCUUCUGAUGCAGUGCGCGGGCGUGCAGGUGAAGUUGUGGUGGACUCAGUGUUUGAUGAUGACGAUGCAGUUGAUGCCUCUUUUCUUACAACCAUGGAAGAUCAAGUGGAUUUGACGCACGAUGAUGGACAAAGUGCGCCUGUGACCCCACCAGUUGGUCCUAUGCAAUUGCCUCCAACUCCACGACAGCCUCAUUCAACUAGAACUCAUGAAGGCCAAGGAGAUGCAGAACAUGAGGUUAAGAAAGCAAAAGUAGGAGAGCAAAAGAAGCAGAGAAUCAACCAGCUGAUGCAACAGCACGAGUCCAUGAUACGUGUUGUCAAGGUUGGAACAGAUGAGUUUGCAACAAUGGAUGACUAUUCCACUGAGCUUGACAUUAACGUUGAUGUUCCGGAUGAUGAACUCUGGCGUGAUGAGGAUCAAGUGCAAUUUGGUGAAGUUCCAGAUGCUCUUUGGUCCAAUCUCCCAUUGGACAGGCCUCCUCCAACUCCUGAGCCUUGGGUUGAUCAACUUGCAGAUGACGAAAUUGAAAUACAAAGGAUGUGGUCAGAGUGUUUGGAAAGUGGAUCCAAUGACGCUGACUAUGAUGUCACACUGGCGCCACUGGAUAUCAAGGAUGCUUUCCUCCAGGUCCCUCAGGAGGAGAUUGUUGGUGUCUCCCUCUAUGGCAAAGAAUUGGUGAUCAAACGUCAAUUGGAGCAGCGCAUCAAUGAAUUGAACCAGAGGGUUGAGUUUGCAGAAGGUCUUGCUGACCGCAACAAAGCUGAUCUACGAGAUGAAACCAUGUAG